Molecule: messenger RNA, 2634 nt
Organism: Cololabis saira (Pacific saury)
Lineage: Eukaryota; Metazoa; Chordata; Actinopteri; Beloniformes; Belonidae
Product: regulator of G-protein signaling 8-like
Exons: 5
Coding region: 168-692 (174 amino acids)
Source: RefSeq, a predicted model, not a curated record
GUGUAGCUCCCACUCACUGGCUUCAGAAACACAAGAUAUCAGUCCUUUAGCUGUGCAAUUUUAUCCAAAUACACAGCAUUGAUAGACGGAGGCUGCGUUCACGUUCAGGCAGAGCGUAAACAAGACGGGAGUCCUCCUGAUCUCUCACACAUCACACUCAAGACGCCAUGAAGACCAGACUCGGCUGCCUGUCCAAGAAGUCCGACUCCUACAACGACUUCUCCGAGUUUCUGCCUCCGGUUCACGAGACCACAGCCCGGUGUCUGAAAUUAUCAACGGAUGAAGUCGUCCGAUGGUCCCAGUCUUUUGAUCACCUUCUGUCUCACAAAUAUGGUCUGGCUGCAUUCAGGACAUUUCUCAAGUCAGAGUUCAGUGAUGAGAAUAUUGAGUUUUGGAUGGCCUGCGAGGAGUACAAAAAGAUCAAGGGUUCAACCAAGCUGCUUUCAAGAGCCAACAAGAUAUACAAGGAGUUCAUCGAGGUUCAGUCACCGAGAGAGGUUAACAUCGACUACCGCACCAGGGAGAAGACCAAACAGAUCCUGGCCGACGCCACCCCAACCAGCCUCAACGAGGUCCAGGGUAAAAUCUACAGCCUCAUGGAGAAAGACUCCUACCCACGAUUCCUCAGGUCCAAGAUGUACCAGGACAUGGUGAACCGGGCUCACGCACAAGGCCAGCGCAGGUCCGUCUGACACGGCAGGGGACAGGAAUGGACAGAACUCCGGACCUACUGUAGACCAGUCACCGACCCUUCGACAUAAUCCCUUAGUACUGUGAAUCAGCAAGGAUGAGGUGAUCAGCUCGACUGUUUCCUUCGUCUACACCAGCUCCGUGCAUGCAGUCUCACUGUGUAGGAUGUGUUUCUCUGGUUUACACGCUAACUGUUUGGACAUGCAUCACAUUUAGAGGCUAUAAGACUCUGUAACGAUGGCUAAACUACGGAAGAGUAUUAGGGCCAGGCAGGAGAAAAAAUGUAUAUUUUUUUUUUAUUAUGCACUUCGAGAAAAAAGUUGAAAUGUCGAGAAAAAAGUUGAAAUGUCGAGAUUAAUGUUGAAGUACAAUUUCAAGAAAAAAGUCGAAAUGUCGAGAAAAAAGUCAAAAUGUCGAGAUUAAUGUUGAAGUACGAUUUCAAGAAAAAAGUUGAAAUGUCGAGGAAAAAAGUCGAAAUGUCGAGAUUAAUGUUCAAGUACAAUUUUAAAAAAAAAAGUCGAAAUGUUGAGUCAAAAUUUCAUGAACAAAGUUGAAAUGUUGAGAAAAAAGUCAAAAUGUCGAGAUUAAAGUUGAAGUACAAUUUCAAGAAAAAAGUCAAUGUCGAGAAAAAAAGUCGAAAUGUUGAGUCAAAAUUUCGUGAACAAAGUUGAAAUGUUGAGAAAAAAGGCAAAAUUUUGAUUUUUUUUUCACGAAAUUUCGACUUUAUUCUUGAAAUUGUAUUUCAAAAUGCAUCUCGACAUUUCAACUUUUUUCUCGACAUUUCGACUUUUUUCUCAAAGUGCACAAUAAAAAAAAUCUUCCCCAUCAUAAUACUCUUCUGUACUAAACAGCUAUCACCAUGGAUUUAUUUUUUAUUACUAAUUUGACAUUUUAAUAUUUACUGAGUUGCACCUGCCAGUGGUGGGUAAAAUAGCACUUACAUGUUUUCUUGUUGUUUUUUUGUCUUUUAAGUAGGUACACAACAAAUCUAUGAACAUCUUUUGAAAAGUUAUACUGUAGUUUGGGUUAAAAUGACAGUAAUGUAUUACGUAUUACAAUAAUAGGCUCUGUCUCAGUGGGGAGGCGUUUGUGCAGCUACCUGUAGUCAACUAUAGGCACUAUUUACUUAUCUGAAUGCAAAAUGUUAUGCUUCUGAAAAUGACGAUCACAGGACUUAACCACAUUUAUCAUGGUAUUUAGGGCAUUUUAGGAAUUUUAAAAACUUUUUGAAAAAACGUUAAAAACGUUUUGGGUUCCUAGCUACACAUUUUAUACUGCAGUGAAGGAAAAAAAAGGCCCCAAAAUGAAUGAUACACUAUGCACUUAACGUUCUGGUUUAUCAGUAAUUCACCUGUGAUCUGGGUUCUGCAUGCUGACCGCACUUUUCAGUGUAAACCAACUUUUUCAUUCAGUAAAGCAAAAGUUGGGAAGAAUGUGAUACAUUUAAAGCAAAUAAUUAUAAUUUACCUUAUCAAACCCAAAAAGUAAAAUGUUGAAUUAAUGACCUUGGGGGUUUCGCGGCAAUAACUUUUGUUGUUAUAUUAUUAUAUAUUCCUCCCUGAAACUCACACACACGUCGAAGGUGAACUUCCACCUCUCUACCUCCUUUUUUCUAAGACGUUGUUGCUAUGACGACCAGGGCUGAGCGAACAACAGGAAACCAUGAGUCACACGGAGCUGUUUGCACAUGCGAUUGAUUAGAUGAUGAUCGGGGAACGAGCUCAGUAUAAAAGACAGUGAGGAUCUUUAAAUCAGACCACAAAACAAAACAGUCACGGCAUCAAAACUGUGAUGGGAAGAAUGUUUGUUUCUGCACAAUAUUUUCACCAACUUGUAACUGGAGUGGACAUACAGUACAGGACUGUCUCAGAAAAUUAGAAUAUUGUGAUAAAGUUUUUUAUUUUCUGUAAUGCAAUUUAAAAAAAAAACAAAAAUGUCAUACAU